AUGGAUAGACUUCCAUCUCUUCUGUCAUAUCCGAGUGCAAAGACACCGGAAGAAGCAUUGGUACAUAUAUUUGGUGAAGCUAGAAGAACAACUCCAUCCAUUCUCUAUUUACCACAGUUUGAUGUUUGGUGGAAAACUGCUCAUGAACAACUCAGAGCUGUUCUCCUGACUUUGCUAGAAGAAUUGCCAUUUGACUUACCUAUCUUACUACUCGGGACAUCCUCAGUUGCACUUGCUGAAGUAGAGGAAGUCCCUCCUUCAGUUUUCCCUCAUCGCUCAGUUUAUCAAGUGAGCAUGCCAUCUACGAAAGAUAGGAAUUUGUUUUUCAAUCAUUUAAUAGAAGCUGCUAUGUCAGUAUUGUUGGAGGGAAUCAGCAAGAAAUCCCAGGAUACAGGAUGCCUUCCUGAACUUCCCCAGGCACCAAAAUUGGCUAGUGGUCCGAAGGUAUCUGAGCUAAAAGCAAAGGUGGAAGCAGAGCAACAUGCACUUCGGAGAUUGCGAAUGUGCCUUAGAGAUGUUUGCAAUUGGAUAUUGUAUGACAAGCGAUUUAAUGCCUUCCAUUUUCCAAUCUCAGAUGAAGACGCACCUAAUUAUCGCUCAAUCAUACAGAACCCAAUGGACGUGGCUACCAUCCUGCAGCAUGUUGACAACGGGCAUUAUAUUUCAUGUGUUGCGUUCCUGCAGGACAUUGAUCUUAUUGUUUCCAAUGCAAAGGCUUACAAUGGAGAGGACUACAAUGGCACCAGGAUUGUCAGUAGAGCUUGUGAGCUUCGCGAUGCGGUGCAUGGGAUGCUUUCACAGAUGGAUCCAGCACUAGUUGCAUACUGUGACAAGAUUGCUAGCCAAGGUGGCCCACUUCAUCUUCCUGAUGAAUUAGGGUAUUCUACCUUCCCUGCUACUCCUGUUGUACAGCUGGGUACUGCUACUAGAACGAGUGCUCGACUUCGCCAUGUCCAACCUGAGGUUAAUAUGGACCAGAGUUAUGACGUAUUGAAGCGGAAUAAGAAGAUCACGGAUGUUGUGCAUGCAGCAGAAGACAAGUCACAAGAUUCUGUACCAUCAAAGUCUUCCCAGGAGCAUCACGCAAAUGACGUAAAUUCUGAAAGGCUGGACCCAAUGUCAAUUGAUGCAAAUGUGCAGGGAACUUGUACAAAUAGCCUUGCUGAUAGCAGCAGUUUUGAUGAUGUCGCAAUGCUAGAUGGUGACUUUUCAAUACAAGAGGAGUCUGUCAAGCAGCUUUUUGUCAAGCAGCUUUUUGUCAAGCGUAUUGAAAAUUACAGCAUUCCACAACUUGAAAGGCUUUACACGAGAAUUAUGAAGGGCGUUUUUGAAACCAAAGAUAAAGUAACGAAUGAUGAUAUCAAGACUUCGGUUUGGGUGUUUUUAUUGAAUUUUGUAGAGGAUGAUGCAAAUUUCCGACUAAUCGGUUUUCCCUUUCUCCCUUGAUGAUUUAGGUAAAGGAAAGAUUUUUACUGUAAAGUCGGGAAGAUUGUAAUUACAGAAGAUUGUAAUUACAGGAUUUUAGGAUUAGAUGUCUCUGCAGACUUGCGAAAGCCUAGAGCUUGAAAAUGUUAGCCAGAGUGAGCUAACUUUUUUUAUUGCUCUCAACUACUAACUACCA
Molecule: messenger RNA, 1621 nt
Organism: Gastrolobium bilobum
Lineage: Eukaryota; Viridiplantae; Streptophyta; Magnoliopsida; Fabales; Fabaceae
Product: ATPase family AAA domain-containing protein At1g05910-like
Exons: 8
Coding region: 1-1446 (481 amino acids)
Biological process (GO): positive regulation of transcription by RNA polymerase II
Cellular component (GO): nucleus
Molecular function (GO): histone binding; ATP hydrolysis activity; chromatin binding
Source: RefSeq, a predicted model, not a curated record